AUGAAUCUUACCGGCAUUUCAUCCAUACUUAUUGUUAUUAGUUUAUUAAUUACUUGUAUAAAAUGUGAAUUUUCAUUUAUGUCAAUGUUAUCAUCUGGAGUUGAUAAAGUCAGUAAUACAAUAAGAAAUAUACAAUGUAAUUUUGGAGAAUGUUGUACAAGCGAAUAUAUUUCUCCCGACAUUGAUAAAUUAGAUGAUAUUCUGAAUAAAGAAUUUUAUGGACAAGAAAUUGCUCAUCGUGUAAUUAUAAAUGCUCUACGUGGACAUUUAACAUCAGCUAAUCCUCCAAAAGCUCUAAGUAUGAGCUUCCAUGGUCCACCAGGCACUGGUAAAACUUAUACAAGUCAACUGAUUGCUAAGUUUUUUUAUAAAAAGGGUGAUCAAAGUAAUUUUUAUCACUUUUUUAAUGGCCGUAAUGAUUUUCCUCUGCAAGAAAAAGUGAAUGAAUAUAAGGAAGAAUUAUACAAUAUUAUUAUUAAUAGUUUACAAAAAUGUGAAAGAUCAAUGUUUGUAUUUGAUGAAGUGGAUAAAAUGCCAGAAGGUUUACUAAAUGUUCUUGUACCAUUUUUGGACUAUAAUACAUGGAUCAAAUCAUGGAGAUUUACAAGCACUUCUAUAAAUACAAGGAAAGCAAUUUACAUAUUUUUAUCCAAUACAGGGAGUUCACGGAUUAUUCAGCGUUUACUAACACUUUGGGAGGAAGGUAAACAGAGAAAAACAACUAAACUUCAAGAUUUUGAAAAUUUAAUAAGUGUUGGAGCAUUUAAUGAAAAGGGUGGUUUUUAUCAUAGUGAUACAAUAGACUCUAGUGUUAUAGAUCAUUAUGUACCUUUUUUACCACUUGAAGAAGUACAUGUGAAGAAGUGUUUAAAAAAAGCUUUUAUAAACAGAGGAGUACAUCCUACUAAUGAAAUGAUAGAAGAAGGAUUAUCAUAUGUAAUUUUUGGACCUCCUCCACAUAAUAUCUAUGCAACUACUGGCUGCAAAAGACUAGAACAAAAAGUAGCUGCUAUUAUAUAUGCUAAUAAAAAGCACAGAAUAGAAUUAUAA
Heterotrigona itama is the source of this 1050-nucleotide messenger RNA. The record is from the annotation of a GenBank genome assembly. NCBI's taxonomy places the organism in Eukaryota, Metazoa, Arthropoda, Insecta, Hymenoptera, Apidae.